Molecule: messenger RNA, 1550 nt
Organism: Paramacrobiotus metropolitanus
Lineage: Eukaryota; Metazoa; Tardigrada; Eutardigrada; Parachela; Macrobiotidae
Exons: 4
Coding region: 99-1550 (483 amino acids)
Molecular function (GO): protein binding
Source: RefSeq, a predicted model, not a curated record
UUUCGUUUUGAGUUCAGGGUACAGUAGUACUAGCGCGAUUGGGUGACUCCAUGGUCUCCAUCUGCGACAAGUCGCGCAGCCUGUAAGAAACGAAGUGCAUGCACUCUUCACUAAGUUGUUUCCUCAGCAACUGUAGAAUGCUGGAAUACCGAGGCAGGGUAUUCACGUGGAACGCCGUGGACGUCCUCGUUGACGGUCUCCUCCAGCACGGCAAGAUCGUCAACCUGGCGGAGGGCGGCCUCAUCAUCGAUUUUGAAUGCAUAGCGCAGCGCUCGCAGUUCGUCGCCUUCGGGCCAGUCUUCCGCUGUGAUGAUGAGCCCAGAUACUGGGAUAUCCCAAAGGACGGGCAGCCGAUGCAGGUGCUGUUACGCCAGCACCCGGACGCACCAUGGACCUGGUACCCGGGGAAGACCGUGCCCCUGGAUGGCUACUGCUUUCGGGAGGCGGCGUUCGUGCAAGUGCAACUGCCGCACGGCACCGUCGAGGAGCUGAUUGGCCGGAAACAAGUGCGCCCAGCGCUGCGGGGCGGGAAUUAUGAGGAUUUGCGCCGCGUUGCGCCCCAUGACUUUGUCAUCCGCGCUUGUCCACUGCCUGUCGGCUACUGGUCGGAGGCGUCUCCGCAGCUCGAAAAGAUCCUGAAAUCCGGAGUCAACGAACGCUACAGGGUACUGUGCACGACCGUGCUCAGCCAGACACUGUGCUAUCUUCAGGGCCCCUCUGCGCCGCACCACAUAACAUUGACCCCUGGGCAGCUGCAGGAACAAUGCGAUAUAGCGAAGCAAGAACUAGCGAGCGACGGGUCAAUAUCGGCACCACUUGGCACAGGCUGCCUUGGUGCAACCUUCACAGCCCGUAAAAAGCGCAAAGUUGCCGCCAGGCGCCGAUGCCUGCCGUUGCCGACUGAGCUGCUGCUCGAGGUCUUCCAGGCGCUGGAUUCCAUCGAGCGCUUUCGCUGUCGGCGUGUCUGCUACGUGUGGAACAGCAUCCUCACCACCGCAGCCUACUUUCCCGAUGCCCGUGUUUCCGCCAGUACAAAUUAUGAUAAGAACCAUUCCUGGGAGGGCAUCUACUGGGUGCAGGCCUGCUUACUGAAGUGUCUCACCAACGCCACCAAAAUCGCCGUGAUUAGCAAUUUGGACGAACGCGAACAAUGUGGACGAUUAGCAAUGCGGCGAAGGAUGCCGUGCAGGCGGUGUGCGAGCGAAUGGUAUGGAAGCAGUGCCGCAUUAUCAUACGCUCAUCGACAACCGCAAUCGCGCAGCACGCCUUCAGCGUCCGCGCUGAUCCUCCCGCAACCGCUGGAUUUGCCGGCGCUGGCAGAAUUGAUCACUGAAGCCGUCGCUGACAACCGUGAAUAUCGUAUUAAUCACAUUAUUCGAAAGAUUCUAAACACCUACCAGAGCGCCGAUCCCCGCCCCACCACGCGGUACCGCGGUCGCCAGUGGACGGUGGAAGACUUGGCCGAUUUGGAUUUGACAACGCUGACCACACUGACAGUCACGAUAUUAGCGGAUGCACUCAUGUUGGGCAUAUCGUGUCAUUUUAGUUAG